AGGAUCCGCACUCAUACAAUCCAUUGAAACAUAAAAGAAGCUUACAUUCUAGAGAGAGAGGGAGAGAGAUCCACUUAAUCUAUUUAAGCUAGUAUUCAUAGAAAAGCUUACAUGGACUUCUAUCUAACAAAUGUUACUUGGGUCCUUCCAAUCAUGGCACAACAUUGAGAGAGAGAGAGAGAGAGAGAGAGAGAGAGAGAGAGAAGCCAUGAAGGAGAUUACAAUGUUAGCAAAGGACUUGGAUAUAAAGAACAGGAGAGAACUUCGCGAUGGAAACUCGACGAUCACAACCAUCCUCAUCUUCUUCUGCCUAUCGCUCGCGAUCAUGGGAUUCUUCAUCAGCUUCCAUGCCCGAAAAUUCGUCAUCUCUGAGAAAAUUUUCUUCCCCCAAAUGGAUAAACUCACUCCUUUUACAAACACAUUACCAUCUUCAAUCACCCCACUUUGUAACACUUCAUGUUCAUCUCCAUCUCCCAAUUUUUCGUCGACUCGAUUCGAUCAAUGGUUAGCUCCUAAAGAGCUAUGGCAUUCCAUGACCGACGAGGAGCUGAUGUGGAGGGCCUCGAUGGUGCCACGUGUCAAUGAGUACCCAUAUAAUCGGACGGCUAAGGUAGCAUUUAUGUUCUUGACUAGGGGUGCACUGCCACUGGGUCCCAUUUGGGAGAUGUUCUUCAAGGGACAUGAUGGGCUCUUCUCUAUCUACCUACAUUCGUCGCCGGAGUUCAAUGAAGAGCCGCCGGAGUCCUCGGUCUUCUUCCGGCGUAGGAUACCAAGCCAGCCAGUGGAAUGGGGAAGGGCCACCAUGAUCGAUGCUGAGAGACGCCUCCUAGCAAACGCCCUCCUAGACUUCUCCAACGAGCGAUUCGUUCUACUCUCCGAAACAUGCAUUCCACUAUUCAACUUCACCACAAUCUACAACUACCUCAUCAAAUCCAACCACACCUUCCUUGGCUCAUUUGACGAUCCACGCCCCAUGGGCCGAGGACGCUACAACAAACGCAUGUGGCCCCUCAUAACGAUUCAGGACUGGCGUAAGGGCUCUCAGUGGUUUGAACUCAACCGUAGGAUUGCCAUCGAGAUCAUAUCCGAUCGCGAGUACUAUCCAAUCUUCCGAGAGUAUUGCAAGCCUUCAUGCUACAUGGACGAGCACUACUUGCCGACGCUUGUAACCAAACGGUUCCCUGAGCUAAAUUCGAACCGGAGCGUGACUUGGGUUGAUUGGUCGAAGGGCGGAUCGCACCCUGCGAGUUUCAAACGAAAUGAUAUAAAUGAGGGAUUUUUGAAUCGGAUACGUCAUGAGUCUAACUGCAUUUACAAUGGGAAUAGUAGUGAGAUUUGCUUCCUUUUUGCUAGAAAAUUUGAAGCGAAUACACUCGAGCCCAUGUUGCAGAUUGCACCCAAGUUGCUUGGGUUUAAUCCUUAGUAGUGGUUGGAUUUUUAUUUUAUUUUU
Messenger RNA from Magnolia sinica, 1450 nucleotides. RefSeq names its product glycosyltransferase BC10-like. The record is from RefSeq and is a predicted model, not a curated record. Gene Ontology annotation, cellular component: membrane. Lineage: Eukaryota; Viridiplantae; Streptophyta; Magnoliopsida; Magnoliales; Magnoliaceae. Bases 131 to 1423 code for a protein of 430 amino acids. Gene Ontology annotation, molecular function: glycosyltransferase activity. The transcript is spliced from 2 exons.